UAUGAAGUCAUGGCCUCGCUUACUGAAAUGAGAUAAAUGCUCGAAACCAUCGAUCUAAACAGUACAUUUCUACUCUAUGUAACACCUAUAUUUAUCGAGUGCUCUUAUUUGGUACCAUAUAACGCAACCAAAUUACGAGUGCACAACCGAUGUUCGCUCAUAGCUUUUAGAGCUCCGGUUUGUCCCCUCACAGCCGCCAUAGUAGAAAAACAAACAUGGCAGCCACCUUGUGGUCUCAAGCCAUGAAAAGAUGUUCAGCACAUUCGUGUGCCGCUGUUGCUGUUAGGAGGACUUUAACUUCAGGUGCGGCCACUCCAUCGGUCUUCACCAGGUUCUUAUUAAAACUCGGGCACCAGUUCUAUGAUGUGGAGUACGUGUUGAAUUGGAACAAUUGGUUGAGGUCACAAGCAGUCAAACGCAAAAAUAGCUUAUUUGGUUACACACAGAAGAAUUUUGGGAAUAAUGUGGCAGCAGCCUAUUAUAUUCUGACUAUCAGAGGGAGCUUAAGAUUCGCUGGCCAGUCAGAAUGGUUUCGUCCAUCCUCUAGAGGAAGAUUCAGCUACGACUUCAUGAGCACACCUGAUGCACAAAUUGAGGAAGUGGAUCUGAGUGGCACCUUAAUAAACAACAAUGGACUUGAAAACCUUGUGGAACAGGAUAAACUUCAGACUCUCUCUCUGCGAGGAUGUCCUGAAGUGGAUGACUGGUUCCUUGCACGUCUGCAUGUCUUUGCAGAAAGUCUGGUGGAGUUAGACCUGUCUCGCUGCCCCCGUAUCACGGUGGGAGGACUUGCUGCAUUGCAGAACCUCAGGAAGCUAGAACGGCUGGAUAUUUCUGAACUUCCACUGCUGCAGAAUCCAGGCCUUGUACGGAUUCUAUUGGAGGAAAUGCUGCCGCACUGCCAGGUCACUGGAGCUGAAUACAAGCAGGGCUUGAUCCAGCCAGAGCAUCAUUAAACUUCCACACACACUGGACUUGGACAUCUAUAAACUAUGUAGCUGAUGACAUUGGAGAUUCUAUAUUAUUGUUUGUUAAAACUAUGUAAAAUGCAUUGUAUAUAUGGACAUGGGCAAGAGUUUGAAUCCUGUACUGUACUAUGCUACCAUUUAUUUAAAAAAACAAAAAAGUACUGGUGACAGGUUUAAAAUCUGAUUAGCCAGACAGAGUAAAUCCUGUAAUCCUUUUUAUGGAGGUGUAAGGAUAUUGGAUGGAUCUAAGUGUUAGAAAGACUGAGGCACAUACACAGGAAAGUUGGAUGAAGAAACCUGACUCACGGUAAAUUGUAAACAAUUAACUUUAGAUCAGAAAAGAAAAUAAAUGUUAGUCUUUAAA
This is a messenger RNA of Puntigrus tetrazona (Sumatra barb), 1332 nucleotides long. It is a transcript of the gene dmac2, whose product is annotated as distal membrane arm assembly component 2. The transcript has 6 exons. Lineage: Eukaryota; Metazoa; Chordata; Actinopteri; Cypriniformes; Cyprinidae. The record is from RefSeq and is a predicted model, not a curated record. Bases 216 to 956 code for a protein of 246 amino acids.